Molecule: messenger RNA, 1985 nt
Organism: Eublepharis macularius
Lineage: Eukaryota; Metazoa; Chordata; Lepidosauria; Squamata; Eublepharidae
Exons: 7
Coding region: 182-1669 (495 amino acids)
Source: RefSeq, a predicted model, not a curated record
AGUAUGUUCACAUAAAGGGCUUAAAUAGGCUCCACUUUGACUGCAUCUGCAGGCAGGAGCUUUUCACAAUUGCUUGAUUUGUCUGGAAACUGCUUCAGCCUACGUUUCUCAGGGGAAAAACAUUCAGUGCCGCUGUCUAAAUUUUUUUCUUUCCAGCUAAGAGCUAAGACUUCCCCUGAACAUGAUGAGGGGGCUUCGUGAGGGUUUGCUCCUUCUGUUGUCCAUGUGCGGAAUCAUCUCAGCUCUGACGUGUACUGAAGUGCCAGGAGCGCUGACACAGAUUGAUGCCAGCAAUGGACAAGUCUUUGGUGUGAACAGUGCAGGCGGUAUUUAUACUUUGUAUGGAAGCACAUGGACCCAGUUACCAGGCGCAUUGUCCCACGUCACAGUCGGUCUUGAUGGCAUCUGGGGUGUGAACUCAAAUCACAACAUCUAUAGAUUGGUGGGUGGCAACUGGAGGCAUGUGACAGGUUUGCUCAAACAGAUUGAUGCAGGUGGAAGCCAGUUCAUCGUUGGAGUCAACAUGAAUGAUGACAUCUAUUGCCUGCCCAAGUCAUCAGCCAUCUCUGCUGAUGGUGGCUCAACACUGCCCUGGAUCCACAUUGAAGGAAAACUCAAAUACUACUCCUGUGGGCGGCUGGGCUGUUGGGGAGUUAACUCAGCUGACGCCAUCUAUUACCGGCAUGGUGUCACCCCAGAUUCCUGUGCCGGAUCCAGUUGGCAGAAUGUUCCUGGUGCACUUUCCAUGAUUGAAGUUGGGACAGAAGGAGAUGUGUAUGGAGUGAACAGGGAUGGAAAUAUUUAUCGCAGGGCUGGAAUCACUGCCGCCAAUCCCAUUGGAACCGCAUGGGUACAUCUGAGCAAUGACCUUGGACGGAUAAAACACAUAUCCUAUGACCUGGGCCUGCUGUGGGUUUUGACUACAGAAGGAAAGAUUUUGAACUGCAAAGUUUCAGCUCCAGAUUGUGAACAAGUGCCGGGAGCAUUGACACAAAUUGAUGCCAGCAAUGGACAGGUUUUUGGUGUAAACAGUGCAGGCAAUAUUUAUACCUUGUAUGGAAACACAUGGACCCAGUUACCAGGGGCACUGACCCAUGUCACAACUGGUCCUUCUGGCAUCUGGGGUGUGAACUCAAACCAUAACAUCUACAAGCUCGUGGGAGGCAACUGGAGGCUGGUUACAGGUUUGCUCAAACAAAUUGAUGCAGGUGGAAGCCAGUUCAUCGUUGGAGUCAACAUGAAUGAUGACAUCUAUUGCCUGCCCAAGUCAUCAACCAUCGCUGCGGAUGGCAACUCAGCACUGCCCUGGAUCCACAUUGAUGGAAAACUCAAAUACUUUUCCUGCGGACCACUGGGUUGUUGGGGAGUUAACUCGGCUGACGCCAUCUAUUACCGGCAUGGUGUCACCCCAGAUUCCUGUGCCGGAUCCAGGUGGCAGAAUGUGCCUGGUGCACUUUCCAUGAUUGAGGUUGGGACAGAAGGAGACGUGUUUGGAGUGAACAGCAGUGGAAAUAUUUAUCGCAGGGAAGGAAUCACCAAAGACAAUCCCAUUGGAACUUCUUGGACACAAGUAGAGAAAAGGCUUGGAAGGGCCAAACAUGCAUCCUAUGACCUGGACCAGCUAUGGGUUGUCACUUCCGAAGGGAACAUCUUCAAAUGCCAAGUGUAAACUGACCUUUGCUGUCGAAUCCGUGUUGUUGGCUACAUAAGAAGAAACCCGACAAUGACAUCAAGAAAUUUAAAGUAGCAGCAAACUGAUUCAGCCAAUGUUUUCUCUUAUGCCAUUCCCUUACUCUAUAAAACUGUCCCCUCCACUGCUUUUAAUGUGCAAUUUUAAACUAAUUUUAAAUUAAUAUCUUGACUGUUUGGUGAUGGAAAUGUACCUUCUUUCAUAUCUAAAAAGCCUUUUUUUAAGGAGCAAGUCCUGGUUUGCUACCAAAUGUAUACCACUUAACAGGAAACUGAAGCAACCUGGCACUUCUAAA